Molecule: messenger RNA, 2376 nt
Organism: Schistocerca americana (American grasshopper)
Lineage: Eukaryota; Metazoa; Arthropoda; Insecta; Orthoptera; Acrididae
Exons: 3
Coding region: 1-2376 (791 amino acids)
Source: RefSeq, a predicted model, not a curated record
AUGGCGCCACACCCGCCCAUAGGAAUCCAGAGACUGGCUUCAUUCUCACAUCAGACAUGGGCGCCCAGGAAGAAAAAGCAAGUAAGAUUUGAAGAGAACGGACACAUAGGCACGUGCUUGCAUAGGAAGAAAAAGCAAGUAAGAUUUGAAGAGAACAGACACAUAGGCACGUGCUUGCGCAGGAAGAAAAAGCAAGUAAGGUUUGAAGAGAACGGACACAUAGGCACGUGCUUGCGCAGGAAGAAAAAGCAAGUAAGAUUUGAAGAGAACGGACACAUAGGCACGUGCUUGCAUAGGAAGAAAAAGCAAGUAAGAUUUGAAGAGAACAGACACAUAGGCACGUGCUUGCGCAGGAAGAAAAAGCAAGUAAGGUUUGAAGAGAACGGACACAUAGGCACGUGCUUGCGCAGGAAGAAAAAGCAAGUAAGGUUUGAAGAGAACGGACACAUAGGCACGUGCUUGCAUAGGAAGAAAAAGCAAGUAAGAUUUGAAGAGAACAGACUCAUAGGCACGUGCUUACGUAGGAAGAAAAAGCAAGUAAGAUUUGAAGAGAACGGACACAUAGGCACGUGCUUGCGUAGGAAGGAAAAGCAAGUAAGAUUUGAAGAGAACGGACACAUAGGCACGUGCUUGCGUAGGAAGCAAAAGCAAGUAAGAUUUGAAGAGAACGGACACAUAGGCACUUGCUUGCGUAGGAAGCAAAAGCAAGUAAGAUUUGAAGAGAACGGACACAUAGGCACGUGCUUGCGUAGGAAGAAAAAGCUAGUAAGAUUUGAAGAGAACAGACUCAUAGGCACGUGCUUACGUAGGAAGAAAAAGCAAGUAAGAUUUGAAGAGAACAGACACAUAGGCACGUGCUUGCGUAGGAAGGAAAAGCAAGUAAGAUUUGAAGAGAACGGACACAUAGGCACGUGCUUGCAUAGGAAGCAAAAGCAAGUAAGAUUUGAAGAGAACGGACACAUAGGCACGUGCUUGCGUAGGAAGCAAAAGCAAGUAAGAUUUGAAGAGAACGGACACAUAGGCACGUGCUUGCGUAGGAAGAAAAAGCUAGUAAGAUUUGAAGAGAACAGACUCAUAGGCACGUGCUUACGUAGGAAGAAAAAGCAAGUAAGAUUUGAAGAGAACAGACACAUAGGCACGUGCUUGCGUAGGAAGGAAAAGCAAGUAAGAUUUGAAGAGAACGGACACAUAGGCACGUGCUUGCGUAGGAAGAAAAAGCAAGUAAGAUUUGAAGAGAACGGACACAUAGGCACGUGCUUGCGUAGGAAGGAAAAGCAAGUAAGAUUUGAAGAGAACAGACACAUAGGCACGUGCUUGCGUAGGAAGAAAAAGCAAGUAAGAUUUGAAGAGAACGGACACAUAGGCACGUGCUUGCGUAGGAAGAAAAAGCAAGUAAGAUUUGAAGAGAACGGACACAUAGGCACGUGCUUGCGUAGGAAGAAAAAGCUAGUAAGAUUUGAAGAGAACAGGCUCAUAGGCACGUGCUUACGUAGGAAGAAAAAGCAAGUAAGAUUUGAAGAGAACAGACACAUAGGCACGUGCUUGCGUAGGAAGGAAAAGCAAGUAAGAUUUGAAGAGAACGGACACAUAGGCACGUGCUUGCGUAGGAAGCAAAAGCAAGUAAGAUUUGAAGAGAACGGACACAUAGGCACGUGCUUGCGUAGGAAGCAAAAGCAAGUAAGAUUUGAAGAGAACGGACACAUAGGCACGUGCUUGCGUAGGAAGAAAAAGCUAGUAAGAUUUGAAGAGAACAGACUCAUAGGCACGUGCUUACGUAGGAAGAAAAAGCAAGUAAGAUUUGAAGAGAACAGACACAUAGGCACGUGCUUGCGUAGGAAGGAAAAGCAAGUAAGAUUUGAAGAGAACGGACACAUAGGCACGUGCUUGCGUAGGAAGAAAAAGCAAGUAAGAUUUGAAGAGAACGGACACAUAGGCACGUGCUUGCGUAGGAAGGAAAAGCAAGUAAGAUUUGAAGAGAACAGACACAUAGGCACGUGCUUGCGUAGGAAGAAAAAGCAAGUAAGAUUUGAAGAGAACGGACACAUAGGCACGUGCUUGCGUAGGAAGAAAAAGCAAGUAAGAUUUGAAGAGAACGGACACAUAGGCACGUGCUUGCGUAGGAAGAAAAAGCUAGUAAGAUUUGAAGAGAACAGACUCAUAGGCACGUGCUUACGUAGGAAGAAAAAGCAAGUAAGAUUUGAAGAGAACAGACACAUAGGCACGUGCUUGCGUAGGAAGGAAAAGCAAGUAAGAUUUGAAGAGAACGGACACAUAGGCACGUGCUUGCGUAGGAAGAAAAAGCAAGUAAGAUUUGAAGAGAACGGACACAUAGGCACGUGCUUGCGUAGGAAGCAAAAGCAAGUAGUUGGUUAUUAG